UGAGGGUAGAGCAGGGAAGUCUGGACUGGUUUCUAAAUUAUUUUUUAAUAAAUAUUAUGCUAAGCCUAAGAAACAAAAAUCAGGUUCUAAUUGGUGGGAUGGGUAUAAAAGGUAUGAAAUAGUUCUUUUUGAUAAAUGGUAUAUGUCAAUGAAUUGGAAUGAUAUUGUAAAAUAUUUGAAUGAUACACCUGAGAAUGUUGAGCAAAAAGGCAAGUCUUUUAUGCCUUUUCUUGCUAAAUAUGUAAUUAUGACCUCUCACAGGCCGCAAGAAGAAGCAUUUAAUUUUCGACGACAUAAUGCAAAUGAUGAAAUGUCAACUCAACAUGAUUGGGGCGGCGUCUUGAUUUCAUUAUCAAAUUCUGGGGUAUAUAGUUCAGAGGAAGAAUUUCGAAACAUGACAUGGGAUGUCAAAUAUUGUAAAGGUGAAUUUACAUCUGAGGAGCUAAAAGCUGUAGUACAAGAAUUAAACAAGAAUUAA
This is a messenger RNA of Dentiscutata heterogama, 478 nucleotides long. NCBI's taxonomy places the organism in Eukaryota, Fungi, Glomeromycota, Glomeromycetes, Diversisporales, Gigasporaceae. The record is from the annotation of a GenBank genome assembly.